CGGCGCGGGGCCAUGGCGGAGCUCCAGGCGCGCCUCGAGGCGCUGGAGCGGCGCAUGGAGCGGGCGGAGGCGGCCCUGCGGCUCCAGGGGGUCCCGGUGCUGUUCGAGGAUGUGGCAGUGCGGUUCAGCCGGCAGGAGUGGGCGAGCCUGGACGAGGGACAGAGGGAGAUGUACCGGACCGUCAUGGAAGGCAACUACGAGAUGCUGAUGUCCCUGUACUGUGCCCUGUCCAAGCCUGAGCUGUUAUUACAGCUGGAAAGAGAAGAGCUGAGCACGCCGCCAGAAUCGGAGCCAGAGGCAGCAGAGGUGUCCCCAGAGCUGGCUGUAGAGCCAGCCCCAUGGAACUGCACCAGCGAUGACCCACUGCUGGAGACAGGGACAAUGGAGAGGGGCUGCAGGGAGCCACAGGAAAGGGAGAAUGUGGCAGAGAAAAGUUGGAACUUGGUAGAGGAAAGCAAGAACCUGGUGGAGGAAAGCAGGAGCCUGGUGGAGAUAAGUGGGAACCUGCCAGAGCAGAGCAAGAACCUGGUGGAGGAAAGCAGGAGCCUGGUGGAGAUAAGUGGGAACCUGACAGAGGAAAGUGAGAACCCAGUGGAGGAAAGCAGGAGCCCAGCAGAGGAAAAUGGGAGCGUGGCAAAGGAAUGCAGGAGCCCAGCAGAGGAAAACAGGAGCCUGGCAAAGGAAUGCAGGAGCCCAGCAGAGGAAAGUGGGAACCUGAUGGAGGAAAGCAGGAGCCCGGUGGUCCCAGAGAGCUGCAGCACACUGCCCGUCCCUCUGGAAGCCGCUGCUGUCCUGGCGGAUCUCAGCCAGCCGACCGCGUCCCCUCCCCUCCUGCUCUCCGUGCACUGUGGGGAAGCCGUGGGUCAGAGCUGUUCUCCCCCUGCUGCAGGAGAUGCUGAAGCGGGGAUCCCAACAGAGACACCACAGGAAGAGGUUGCUGCAGAGAAGCCGUCAAUGACCAAAACACCCUCCAAGGGUCUGGAAGAGGACAAGGGUCUGGAAGAGGAGGCUGUGAAAGAUUCAGGGAAUACUGGUCAAGAUCUGAUGGCCGACAUUCCUGAAGAAGCAGGAGAGAAGGUGACACCAGCUGUCUCCAGAACGACAGAACAGGCAGAUCCCAGCCCAGGGGAGCCGGAGAAGGACUCCUGCGUGGGCCGGCCCGCAGCCUGCCAGCGAAAUGCCCCCCGGGAAUUUUACUCCUGCCCCAUCUGCAGGAAAACCUUCCUGCUGAAGAUCAACCUCCUGAUCCACCAGCGUGGCCACAACAACUGGGUGCCCUAUGUGUGCGUCCACUGCGACCGCAAGUUCAUGUCCAAGAAGAAAAUCAGGCGGCACCUCCGCGCCUGGGCGGCCAACGGGACGUGCCAGCCCUCGGAGCUGGAGGUGUGUCCCAGCCAGGUGCCGUGCCCAGCAUCCCAUCCCCAAACCUGGGCAGCCAAUGGCACCUGCCAGCCCUCGGAUGCAAAGGUGUGUCCCAGCCAGGGGCCGUGCCCGGCAUCCCAGUGCCCAACGUCCCAGCCCCAAAGCUGGGCACCCAACAGCUCCUGCCAGCCCUUGGACGCAAAGGCGUGUCCCAGCCAGGGGACACUGUGCCCAACGUCCCAGCCCCAAAGCUGGGCAGCCAACGGGACCUGCCAGGCAUCGAAGCCGGAGGAGUGUCCCAGCCAGACGCUGUGCCCGUCCUCUCAGCCGCAAGCCCCGAGCAGGGAAUGUGGCAAGGUGUGGCAGGAGCCCGGCCCCGCCAGGUGCUCGCUGUCACCUGGAAAAAUGAUGUACACGUGCAACGAGUGCCUGGAAACCUUCUCCAACCAGGUGUUCCUGACGGUGCACCAGCGCCGGCACACCGGCCACCACCUCAUCCUGUGUCCCUGCUGCAACCGGAGCUUCACCUGGGUCUCGGACUUUGUCCGGCAGCACUGGACGCACAUGGGCGUCCGGCCCCACCAGUGCGGCAUCUGCCAGAAGACUUUCAAGAGGUUCUCCCACCUCAAGGCACACCAGAGGAUCCACAGGCGCCAGGAGCGGCCGUUCACCUGCGCCAAGCCGGUGCCCGUCGUGGCGACGCCCGCAGCAGGAGACGGGGUGGGAAGCCAGGAUGUGACCCCCCAGGGAUGGGAUGCUGCUGUCAGGCCUUGAGGCAUCCUCCCGGGAACGGGAGAGCGCUGCUGGACCUCAGGGUGUACUCCCAGGGGUGGGAAGCUGCUGCUGGGUGUACUCCCAGGGGUGGGAAGCUGCUGCUGAAAUUUGAGGUGACCUCCCAGAGACUUGAGGUGACCUCCUGGACACAGGGUGCUGCUGACGGACUUUGAGUUGACCUCCAUAGGAUAGGAAGCUGCUGUCUGACCUUGAGGUGAAGAAUUGGAUGCUGCUGAUGAACUUCAAGAUAUCGUCUCAGGAAUGGAUACAUGAUGAACUUCAAGCUGUCUUCUCAGGAACAGGAUAUAUGAUGAAUUUCAAGGUGCCCUCUCAGGAAUGGGAUACGUGAUGAACUUCAAGGUGUCCUCUCAGGAAUAAGAUGCUGCUGUUGCACCUUGAGGUGACCUCCUGGGAAUGCAAUGCUGCUACUGGACCUUGAAGUGACUCCCAGGGAUGCGAUGCUGCUGCUGGAUCUUGAAGUGACCUCCUGGGGACCAGAGGCCACUGUCAGACCUCCCUUCUCCCCUCUCUCCCUCUCCAGUUGAAGGCUGGAGCAUGGACAACAUUUCCUGUCUCCCCUGCCCUGUUGUGGGGACAGGGGCAACUGCCCGGCCCGUGUGAAGGGGGCUCUUGUUCCCAUGCCCUGGUGGGGUGGGUGGGAUGCUGGAGUGGGUCCCUUCUCUGCAGAGUGCCAAUAGAUGCUGU
This is a messenger RNA of Prinia subflava (tawny-flanked prinia), 2841 nucleotides long. RefSeq names its product zinc finger protein 777-like. Lineage: Eukaryota; Metazoa; Chordata; Aves; Passeriformes; Cisticolidae. The transcript has 6 exons. Gene Ontology annotation, biological process: regulation of DNA-templated transcription. The coding region runs from base 13 to 2136 and encodes 707 amino acids. The record is from RefSeq and is a predicted model, not a curated record.